Messenger RNA from Penicillium subrubescens, 732 nucleotides. RefSeq names its product SWIRM domain-containing protein. The transcript has a single exon. Gene Ontology annotation, biological process: regulation of transcription by RNA polymerase II; chromatin remodeling. Gene Ontology annotation, cellular component: SAGA-type complex; nucleus. Lineage: Eukaryota; Fungi; Ascomycota; Eurotiomycetes; Eurotiales; Aspergillaceae. The coding region runs from base 1 to 732 and encodes 243 amino acids. The record is from RefSeq and is a predicted model, not a curated record. Gene Ontology annotation, molecular function: transcription coactivator activity; protein binding; chromatin binding.
AUGGCCAUGUUUGAGAACAAGCGGAACAAACCCACUCGUGAUGAAUAUCGCUUGGCGCUGUCGUGUGUGCCCAUUGUCUCGACACUGUACAAUCGCAACCCGGCAGCCUGGGCCCGCGAGGAACUUCAAACACUGGAGCGUCAGAUGGUCCUGAUGAAUCGUUACCGUCCACCGGGCGAGCUGGAGGCCAAGUUGAAGAAGAUCGCCCCAGCCCCCAUGAAGAAGGUAGCAGGAGGGACUCCACGUGUCCCCCGAACUCGCGUCAAGCGUACCCCCAAGUCUACCCCCAAGCAUCAGGCCCUGGAUUCCUUUGAAGCUUCUCCUCCCUCGGCAUCUAAGCCUCGUGCCCUGGGCACGAACCGAGAUGACACUGAUUUCCAAGCCCUGCCGGACUAUUCGCCACCCCUCGAGACAUUGGGUGGCAACGCAAAGGCCCUCAAGGCAGACUGGAAGGGGCAAAUGUUGGAUUUGAGCAAUGACCCGGACCGACAUCUGCUCAGUCCUGCCGAGCUCAAUCUGGCCUCGACGCUUCGGCUGUCUUGUGCGACCUACCUAUGCAGCAAGCGUCGAAUCUUUGAGGCUCGAGUGCGUGCCCUCGGCGUAGGCAAGGAGUUCCGCAAGACCGACGCUCAACAGGCCUGUAAGAUUGACGUCAACAAAGCUAGCAAGCUCUGGACCGCCUACGACCGAGUAGGGUGGUUCAAACCCGAGUAUUUUCAUCACCUGAGAUGA